CUAGACACGCCCUCUGGCUAAAUAAUACAGGUUCAGCUUGUCAGUGUUGUAGAGAAGACAGAUUUGUGGUCAGGAAGUGCCGGGGGAUCGCGAUGGGUUCCAGAUCUUCCACACUGCUGAGGGACGAGGAGUUAGAAGAGAUCAAGAAGGAGACUGGAUUCUCUCACAGCCAAAUAACCCGUUUGUACAGCCGGUUCACAAGCCUCGAUAAGGGAGAAAACGGGACCUUAAGCCGGGAAGAUUUUCAACGAAUACCAGAACUGGCAAUAAACCCCUUGGGUGACCGAAUCAUCAAUGCAUUUUUCUCUGAAGGAGAGGACCAAGUUAAUUUCCGCGGUUUUAUGAGGACGCUGGCCCACUUCCGACCAAUUGAAGAUAAUGAUAAAUCCAAAGACCCGAGCAUCCCCGAGCCUCUGAACAGCAGAAGCAACAAACUCUUGUUUGCUUUUAGAUUAUAUGACCUUGACAAAGAUGACAAGAUCUCUCGGGAUGAGCUUUUACAGGUCCUGCGAAUGAUGGUUGGAGUGAACAUUUCUGAUGAGCAGCUUGGAAGCAUUGCUGACCGUACUAUUCAAGAGGCAGACCAAGAUGGAGACUGCGCUAUUUCAUUUUCAGAGUUUAUGAAGGUUCUAGAGAAGGUAGAUGUUGAACAGAAAAUGAGCAUCCGGUUCCUUCACUGACCACUUAAGAUGGAAUUGCAGCUCUAGAAAAUGUAUCAUAAACUAUAGAACAGCGUGUGCUUUACAUCUCAGUGACCUUUCGAAGACACCAACCCAAACAAAGAAUGCAUGUAUCACACUACUGCGGAUAACUUGUAGAUGUAUUUAUAUUUCCAGUCUGAUAGAAUAUUCCUGUUGGAUACUAAAAUGUAACAUUUUGAUCCUGU
Nanorana parkeri is the source of this 886-nucleotide messenger RNA. It is a transcript of the gene CHP1, whose product is annotated as calcineurin like EF-hand protein 1. Bases 93 to 680 code for a protein of 195 amino acids. NCBI's taxonomy places the organism in Eukaryota, Metazoa, Chordata, Amphibia, Anura, Dicroglossidae. The transcript is spliced from 7 exons. The record is from RefSeq and is a predicted model, not a curated record. Gene Ontology annotation, molecular function: calcium ion binding.